Stegastes partitus (bicolor damselfish) is the source of this 2817-nucleotide messenger RNA. RefSeq names its product twinkle mtDNA helicase (gene twnk). The transcript is spliced from 7 exons. The record is from RefSeq and is a predicted model, not a curated record. The coding region runs from base 100 to 2256 and encodes 718 amino acids. Lineage: Eukaryota; Metazoa; Chordata; Actinopteri; Pomacentridae. Gene Ontology annotation, molecular function: ATP binding; 5'-3' DNA helicase activity; single-stranded DNA binding. Gene Ontology annotation, biological process: mitochondrial DNA replication. Gene Ontology annotation, cellular component: mitochondrion.
UUGUUUUGAGAGCGCACCGAAAAGCCCGGGUGACAGUGGAGCAUGGGAGAAGCUGAGGACAGACAUCAGAGGCAACUCAAUGUGCUAACCAGAUAACCAAUGUGGAGAGGCUUACUGCUGAAGGGCACCGCCUGUGUCUUGCAGGUGGCAGCCACGAGGUUUCUCCACCAAAGACGCUUUUCAUCCCUGUGUUUGAGACUCCUCACCCCGAGGCUCCUCCACAGGCCCCCACUAAGACUGCACGGCACAGGCUACUUCCUGGCACACAGUGGGACCAGGAGUUACAAAAAGGACACCAAGUUCACUGAGUUCCCAGCCAGCCCAGUCACAGUCACUGACAUCAAACAGUAUCUACGCUCCAAAGAUAUCCCCUUCCACGAUGGCUACAGCUGCCUCCACAUCCAGAGCAUCUUCAUCGAGGCGUCCGCCAGGAAGGACAGCUUCUCCCUGUUCAUCGACAAAACCACCGGGCAGUUCCUGUGCAUGGACACCCUGGUGGAGGGCAGCUGGGAGGACCUGCAGGACUGUCUGGAGGUGAUGCAGAAGGAGGAGCAGGACUUCCUCAGCCCUCAUGUGCUGCUUGGCUAUCCAGAGAGCGUGGAGGAGCAGGAGGAGAGGGAGAGGGAGCUGAGGGAGGUGCAGGGCAUCUGGUCCAGCUCGGUUCCCCUCACCGACCUCCCCGAGGACGAGGCUCAGCUCAUUAAAACCAUGUUCCAGAUCACAAAGAUCUCUAAUGCAACUCUCAAGAAGUUUUGUGUGAGACUCUUCAAGCCAACCAAGAGUCUGGUUUUCCCCUGGUUCGGUGGCCCCGACUCCUCUUUAAAGGGGAUCAAGCUUCUUUCCGCACAAAGAACAGACUCUGACAAAGUCACGUAUAAUGAAGCUACCGUCCCAAAGUGCAGCUCCUAUUACAACUUGUUCGGCCUCCCUCUCGUGAACCGUUUGGACUCAGAGGUGGUGGUGACGGGUCAGGAGCUGGACGCUCUGGCUGUGAGUCAGGCCACGGGACUUCCCAGCGUCGCUCUCCCUCGCGGGGUCAGCUGCCUCCCUCCCAUCCUGCUGCCUUACCUAGAGCAGUUCAAGCGGGUGACGCUGUGGCUGGGAGGAGACAUUCGCUCCUGGGAGGCGUCCAAAAUCUUUUCUCGCAAGCUGGGUCUGAGGCGCUGCUCACUGGUGCGUCCCGGGGAGUACCGGCCGUGUCCAGUGGAGGCCCUGGCCCGAGGCAAGAACCUCAGCCACAUCAUCAAGGCCUCCAUCCCAGCAGCACAUAAAUCUAUAGUUUCCUUCAAGCAGCUCAGAGAGGAUGUGUACGGAGAGCUGGUCAAUACAGACCAGGUGGCUGGAGUGAAGUGGACGAGGUUUCCAGAACUUAACAGGAUCUUGAAGGGGCACCGCAAAGGAGAGCUGACUGUUUUCACAGGUCCUACUGGAAGUGGGAAGACCACGUUUAUCAGCGAGCUGGCCUUGGAUCUGUGCAUGCAGGGCGUCAACACGUUGUGGGGCAGCUUCGAGAUCAACAAUGUGCGUCUGGCCAAGAUCAUGCUGACACAGUUUGCCAUGCAGAGGCUGGAGGAGAACCUGGAGCAGUAUGACUUCUGGGCAGACAAGUUCGAAGAGCUGCCGCUCUACUUCAUGACGUUCCACGGACAGCAGAACAUCAAGACGGUGCUGGACACUAUGCAACAUGCUGUCUACCUCUAUGACAUCAACCACGUGGUCAUCGAUAAUCUGCAGUUCAUGAUGGGACAAGAAAACCUCUCAGUAGACAAGUUUGCAGUCCAGGACCACAUUAUCGGAGUGUUCAGGAAGUUUGCCACCAACAGCAGCUGUCACGUCACUCUGAUCAUUCACCCGAGGAAAGAGGAGGAUGAUCGAGAGCUGCAAACAGCGUCCAUCUUUGGUUCUGCUAAGGCCAGCCAAGAGGCCGACAACGUCCUGAUUCUGCAGGAGAAGAAGCUGGUGACGAUUCCCGGCCGCAGAUCCCUGCAGGUGACCAAGAACCGCUUUGACGGAGACGUGGGCAUCUUCCCUCUGGACUUCAUCAAAGCCUCCCUCACCUUUUCAACUCCCAUCAAAGGCAAGCACAAGCUGAGGAAGGUCGCUUACAAGCCAGAGAACGAGGAGGAGGUGGAGGGGAAACCAGCGCUGAAGAAGGAGGAGGUUAAAAAAGAGAAAGUAGAGAAAGCGACUAAAGCAACAAAGACUCCGAGAACUGUGAAAAGUCCUGCCACUGAAAGUGAAACUGCUCAGAAGUAAUGGUAAGGGGUAUUUCAUAGUAUGGAUCAUUUUCUCUGUUGAUCAGAGUGAUCAUGUGAAGGUAGGAGCUGAUUUAGACUCAAAACUUUUUUUUGUAUGAAAGAUAAAGUUAGACAGUUUUAUGUCAACAUGAGGUUCAACUAAAGUGAAUGUAAAUACAUAAACUCACAGAAAUGCAAAGACGAUGAUAAGUAUAAAUGAGGAUGUGUUUCAUUCUGGAGUAAGGAAACAAUGUUAAAACCACAAUGAUGGUAAAGUGUUAAACUUCUAAACGGUCUUCUAAGCUUUUCUGUGCAGGUCCUGCUCAGUGUUAAGAAUUUUCUGCUAAAAGUAUUUCUGUUCCGUUCAAUUCUGUUCGUAACGAUACUGUGACACCAAAAGCAACUGGCUUUAUGAGCAUGUUCUGUGCUUCAUAGUAACACUAUCACUGUUUGUGGUCACACGUCACCACACGUGCUCUCUACUGAAUUUUUUGUACAAUUAUGAUUUAUUGUAUGAGCUCUGGGCUGCAAGGUGACGCAGGUGGUUAGCACUGUUGCCUCGCAGCUAGAAGGUCACCGG